Molecule: messenger RNA, 1380 nt
Organism: Juglans microcarpa x Juglans regia
Lineage: Eukaryota; Viridiplantae; Streptophyta; Magnoliopsida; Fagales; Juglandaceae
Product: LRR receptor-like serine/threonine-protein kinase EFR
Exons: 3
Coding region: 1-1380 (459 amino acids)
Molecular function (GO): protein binding
Source: RefSeq, a predicted model, not a curated record
AUGGGGAUGGAGGGGCUUCAAGGGUGGUGGAUCAGGGCUAAGGAAGGGAAGGACAAUAUGAUUUCUCUUAAGGAAAUUGAUGCGGAUCCAUCUGAUGAAUCAUCUGUCGACGAUGCUCAGAUCUUUUCUCAAUACUCGUGCAUGUUUCAAUUGAUCCAAUCUUUUAACAAUUUUACAGACCAAUCUGCUCUCAUUUCCUUCAAAUCUCGUAUCAGUUCUAGUCCAAAUGAAACCCGCUUGGCUAAUAACUGGUCAACCGCUCCAAACUCGAUCUGCAAUUGGAUUGGGGUUUCUUGCAGUCGACGUAGGCAAAGAGUCACCACUUUGGACCUUUCCUUCAUGGGUCUCCAAGGCAAUAUUUCUCCUCAUAUUGGUAACCUCUCCUUCCUAGUCUCACUUAAUCUUUCUUUCAACAACUUCUUUGGUUUUAUUCCGCAUGAGAUUAGUCGUUUACAUCGCUUGAGAAAGCUCUUGUUAGCAUCCAACCAAUUGGAAGGAAGCAUCCCUCCUACUAUCCAUAAUUGUCAAAAGCUUCGUGUGGUAAGUUUUGAUACGAACCGUCUUAUUGGUGCAAUUCCAUUGUCCCUCGGCAAUUUGUCAAUGUUGGAGUUCUUGAAUUUGGAGCACAAUAGUCUCACUGGUCCACUUCCUUUAGUAAUCUUUAACAUAUCUUCUCUAAAUGUUUUUGCUGUUACAUCUAAUCACAUCUUGGGAGCUCUUCCUAAUGAUCUUUGUAGCCAUUGUCCCAAUCUUAAAGGACUUUAUUUCUCGUAUAACAAAUUUGGCGGUCAGCUCCAUUCGAAAUUUAAUAAUUGUGGGGAGCUUGCAGUUUUAUCUUUGGCAUAUAAUACAUUUGAGGGGAGUAUUUCGAAAGCUCUAAUUGGAAAUUUACAAAACCUUGAAGUCCUCUAUCUUGGAGGUAACAGUUUCACUGGUAUCAUACCUUCUACCAUAUGUAAUUUUUCAAGGUUGCAAGAAUUCAUGAUUGAGAAAAACCACAUCCAAGGAAGCAUUCCGACUGAUUUGUGGCAUCUUCCAAAAUUAACUACUUUGGUUUUGGGAGGGAAUAACUUCAAAGGUUCAGUACCUCAAAAAGUCUUCAACCUUUCUUCUUUACAACUUAUUGACUUCCAGGAUAAUUUCCUCUCUGGAUAUCUUCCAUCACUAGAUUCAAGGCAAUAUUCUUGCCCUAAUCUUGAAGAAAUUACACUUGGUGGAAACAAACUCAGUGGUCAUAUCCCAUCCUAUCUUUCGAAUUGUUCCAAGCUCAUCACAGUAGACUUUACUGAAAACUUAUUCUCCGGACCAAUUCCUAAAAGUCUUGGAAACUUAAAGUACCUCCAACGUCUUUAUUUGGGUGCAAAUCAGCUAAUAGGCUAG